GUCGGCACGUGACGCGACGCGACGCGCCGUGUCCGUCGAAUUGACGUCGGUUUCCGAAGGCGGGGAAGCCAGCACGAGAGCAAGACGAGAUCUCGCGAGUGCACGUCGGAAACUUACGGACGGAAAAAAUGAGUGUUCGCGAACGCCGGUCCCUCGUAUUAUCACGCGCGAGUGCCUGGACGCGGCGUUGAAAAAAAAAAAAAUCCGGAGUGCCACCUGGAGGGGUUCCUGACGAUUUAGCGAGAUUGGAUCCUUCCAGGUCGCGUCGGCAUGGCGGGCGUAGCGGCCGCCGGUCUCGAAGUGCACGAGGCGGGCCGGGCUUUGCGCGUGCAAACGGAAGCGCCACAUCUCGUCUCCAUGGGAAGCGGACGACUGUCGACGGCCGUGACUUUGCAUCCUCUACCCGAAGGCAAGAUCACGCUCGGGUCCAGCCGAGAUGCGGACAUUUCGGUGGCCGGCACCGGCGUCGAGCCCGUACACUGCGCGAUCGAGAACAAUAACGGCGUGGUCACUCUUCAUCCCGUAAAUGGAAACACGUUUGUCGACGGUGUACCGAUAAAUUCGCCAGUGAGACUCGCACAAGGUUGCAUGCUCUCGAUAGGUCGCUCGAACUAUAUGCGUUUCAAUCACCCGGCCGAGGCGAAGCACCUGCGAUCCAUUCUGCCCCACUCGAGGAUUUCGAUGGCACCGAUAAGCUUCUCCUCGCUGACCGAUGGUCAGCCGCAGGAGAAGCAUCAUUUAGAAAGAAAACCGCCUGUCGCGCCACGGAAAUCCCCUAGAAACUCAUGCUCCGACGACGAGAUCGGCUUCCUCGGCAAGCUGACGAAAUUCGAAAUGCUGUCGAAGCAGAACCGAGCGAACUGCGUCUCCCCGAAGGUCUUCCCGGUCGGCGCGCUCACGACGAACGUGCCGGCCGAUCAGAUCCUCGGCCACUCGAGAUCGUCCAGUCUGGUGUCCUUGGCGAGAUCGCCGGUGAACGGCUGCGACGUCUCCAAUAACAACAACGUCUACGACAAUUCUCCGUCGCGGAACUCGACGAGUCGGCACAGCAGCGAGGCUCAUCGACAGAGGAGCCCGGAUUCGCGCAGCACGCCAACACGAUCGAGCGCGACCAACCUCUCGCAAUGCCAGAACCACAAUCAGAUCAGAAUGUACUCAGCAGAGACCUAUCUGAAGACGUGCAGUCCUUAUUAUCGUGAGUGCGGCGGCGGUAACGGCAGGAACGCGCCGUCCCUCGGUGCGGCCCCGAAACUCGUGGCCUCGCGAAGCGACCUGAUGUCUCGAAGUAUGACCUGCCAGAGCUCGAACGAGCUCGAGCACCUCGCCGAGCGCGACUACGACAUGAGCCAAAGCCUGAUCGUCACGAAGACGACGACCACGGAGUUCCUGCAGCUGGGAAAGUACGGAUCUAAUCCGAGCAUUUGUGACUCCAAUAUCGACGAGGACGCCGGGCUCUCGAGAUCGCCCGCGGCUCGCAACUUCGGCUCGAACCCGAACAUCAAGAGGAUUCAGCCACCGAGUCCAGCGUUCAAUCGAAAUCCGCGGUAUAGCGAGCAGAAGAGGUCAAACGCGAGGGUCAACAGUCCUACUCCGAGCGUCGGUAGUGGCUGCUCCCUCGAGGAAUCGCGGGAAAGACAGGCCGACGCGGAGAACAAACGCAGGGAGGCGGAGACCAGGAGGAAGCGAGCGCAGGAAGAGAGGUUGAGGGAGCAAGAGGUCGAGAGGCAAGAGAAAAUGCGACUGGAGGAGAUCCUGGCGAUGUGCGCCGAGUACGAGAGACAGAGCACCGUCGAAAAGCCGAGACAGCCGAAUCGGAUAAUCACGAACGGAUCUCUGCCGCGCGACAAGAGGCUCGGCUACCAGUCUCCCUUCGACAGUCCGAAAAGUCCGUCGAAGAACCAGCCGCACUUCUCCUUCGACGCUUGCAAGCAGAGCGGCGCCUGCGGCUCGGCGUCCUACGAGAACGUGUCCGUGCAAAAUUCCAAGUUCAUUUUCCAAAACGGCGAUUCGCCCGUCAACCGUAAGGACCAAUUCGCUCAAGUCGAUUCGCGCGACGUGGGCUCGCCGAUCACGUCGAACGACAGUCAGCCGGCGAAGUACCCGCACGUUCGCGACGCAAGCAGCAACUACAAUUUCUCGGACUCGAUUAAUCAAUCAUCCGGCAGCAAUUACGAAAACAUUAUCAUCGGGAGCAACGAUAAAAAGUACGACGACACCGGCGACUCAACGUACGGAACGAUUCGAUUGAACGGAACGAGAAUCGAGCCGCUGCAGCGAGCGAUGCAGGGUGCGAACACGAAUGUCUACGAGAACGUCACGUUCCCGACGACACGGAACAACGAUCAGAAUCGUUCUAUGCCAAAGAAGCACGGUCAAUUGUCGAACUCGUGCGAAAUGAUCGAAAAUAAACUGACCAUAUCGAACGACGAUCUGCUCGAGGCGAUAGAGCAGCUGUCCAUGCUCUCGAAAUCCAAAGAGAUCUGCGUGACUCCUAAGCGAAACAACAGCGAAAAGGAUAACGCCAAGUCUAACGAGGCGAAAGCCGAUAAGGAGAGGAAGCAGUUUGAGGAGGAAGAAAGCAAAAAAUACAUCGAAUUCUUGCGCAAUGAGAAACUACACAUUCUCGGCAAUAUGGAUGCGCUGAAGAGGAGCGUCGCUGAGAUCGAGGCUCAGGAGGAAGAAAUUAAUAGAGAGUUCGAGAUGGAGAAGGCGCUGCUGUCCGCGGAAUAUGAAUCGGAAUCCUUAAAGCUUGUACAGGACGAGGGAGAGAAGAUCAAGGUGCAAAUGCGAAUAAACGAGCUGGAGAGGGAAAUGGCGGAGGAUAACGCGACUCACUCAUAUUUGCAAUCCGAGGCGAAGCAACGCGUCCAGAGAACGCAGCAAGUCUGCGUCCGACUGGACGAACAAUUAACCGGUUGCGCGGACGAAGUUACGCGGCAGGAUAUUGCCGACGAAUUGGCGGCGCAGCAGGAUGCUCUUGAGAGCGAGAGAAAAGCUUUCGAGGACAUGGAGUUUCAUCACCUCGAGGAAGAGGCGAGCAAAUUGGCAACGAGAGAAGAACUGCAGAGAUACUUGAGCGAGCUCACGGGGAAGAUCGAAGCGAGAAAAGCCCAACUGAACUACUUGGAGUCGCAGCGGUCUGAGGCGAAGAAUGCGGCAACCAAAGACGCCAGGAGUCUCGAGAGGCAGAAAUUGGGACACCUGAAGAGACUGGAAGAGGGUCGAAAUCGGGUGCGAAAGAUAAACGAGGAGCUCGACUGUCUGGCCCAAAACUCCGCCGAGCAUUGCGAGGAGAAACGAUCCCCGAGUAGAGAAGACUUCGACAGAAUCUCCAGAGUGACCAACGAUUCGCCGAUCGUGAACAACCAGGGCAGUCUAGGAAGGAAGACGAUCGAGUCGCUCAAAGAAAUCGAGAGGAAUCGGCAGCUUCUCUUAGCUAAACAAGGGAGUCAGGUAAUCUCGGAUGAAAGACGCAGAGUCGAGGAAUUGAAGAGGCGUGUGCAGGACGAAGUCCGUUCGCAGUGGGAGGAGAGAAAAAUGAACUGUGCGUCUUUCAACAGCGUCGAAUCCGGCGAGGAGUCCUCCAGUUACUCGACCGGACCGACGGAAAGCGGUAGCGGAAGUAGCGACGGUGCGGAGGGCGGAAACAGUGAAAAAUUGUCCCCCAGCAAGCUUUCGGAACUGACUUCGCCCAGUCCAGGACCAUCGAAUAAUUCUUACAGUUUGCUUCAAAAUGAUAACAUGAGAGACGAUAGAAGAACAUCGAUGGAAGGUGAGAGGCUUAGCGACAAUAGCGGUGGUGGCGGUGGCGGAGAAGGUGGUGGCGGCGGCGGCGGCGGCGGAGGCGGCAUCAUCGACGGAAACGGAAGUCGUCCGCUUUCUCAAACAUCUAGCGAAAUGGAUACCCUUGGACCGCUGCAGCCUAUCAAGCAUCGCGAAAAGGCAAAACUUCAGAGGCCACUCACGAGAUAUCUGCCUAUCAAGUCAGAAUCCUUGGAUCUAAGGCAUCACAUAGAAACCGCCGGACAUCAGUUACCCCUAAUCUAUGAUGUUACGAUCGACACCACGAGUUGCAGUGGUUAUUUGUCGAAGAUGAGCAAAAAGUUUCAUCAUUGGAACAAGCGGUGGUUCGUCUUCGAUCGCAAGCGGAAGACGCUGUCUUACUAUAGUGACAGUACGUCAAGAAAAGCUCGCGGCGUAAUCUAUUUCCAGUCAAUCGAGGAAGUCUACGUGGACCACAUGAAUACCGUCAGAUCGCCGCAACCUUCCCUCACUUUCAUCGUCAAGACUUCCUCCAGACUCUAUCAUCUCAUGGCACCCAGCCCGGAAGCUAUGCGAGUUUGGGUCGACGUUGUGUUCACCGGAGCGGAAGGGUACCACGAAUUCGAUCAUGGCAUUUGAUAAAGGACGUUAAGUGAAACAACGUAUUCGCGAUACGCGUAUUCCCUCGAUACGUCUCCCGGUGCGGAUUUAACGAAAGAUGAGAAAGUAAGCGUGAUUUCCGAUCUUUAAAAUUUUUUUGCAAGGUAUUAUCAUGUAAAAACGUUGGCAAUUUUCGACCAAAAAACAAGAGCCCUAAGCAGGUGUGUAAAGCAUCUGACAUAGAUCGGAAAUGGCGAUUUUCUUUAUGAAUUUUAAACUCUUCGCGGUCGUAGUGCGCUUUGACAUAAUAUGUAUUGUCGGGUAUAGCACGAAAUAAACCAACAAAGGGUUAACUUUUUUGCUGGUCAAUAACGGACGUUUUAAUAGAUCUAAUAAUAGUAAUGGAAAACUGUCGCGUAUCAGGUAAUGUUCAUCUGAUAUUAAAAUUGUCCAGAUACGAUAUCGACUCCUAUGAGAGACACGAGUACACUCGUUUGUACAACGGUUUGUACCCUUUUUUUCCACAAAAAAGAGAAGUCAAGUUCUGGGAAUUAAUCAAAAACCAGUCCUCUCAUUGGAUCACUAGCCAUGUUCCAAAGUGUAUUGAGAAAAAAAAGUGUUCAAAUCGUACUGAAACUAAGUGUAUAUUAACUGUAUCGAAAAAGUAGAAAUAAGGGACGUGAGGAUCGGGCUGCUAUAACGAACGAGGCAGUUGAGGGCAGUUUAAAAAUAUAAAACGUCAGCUGUUUAUAUAACGGAGAAAUAUACUUCAGUACGUAUCGAAUGUUAUAGAUUAUAGAUUCGCGUAUCAAAUGUUACAGAUUAAAAAAUUUAAACAUAA
This is a messenger RNA of Dinoponera quadriceps, 5203 nucleotides long. Its product is annotated as pleckstrin homology-like domain family B member 1. Gene Ontology annotation, molecular function: protein binding. NCBI's taxonomy places the organism in Eukaryota, Metazoa, Arthropoda, Insecta, Hymenoptera, Formicidae. The coding region runs from base 271 to 4401 and encodes 1376 amino acids. The transcript is spliced from 13 exons. The record is from RefSeq and is a predicted model, not a curated record.